UGCUCAAUCCAAAACCCCCCAAAGCCGGAAAAGCCAUGAGAGCCACCGCUCUCUUCCUCUCUCCGCCGCCGCUCUUCACCUCCCACAAGCCUCUAUUCACUCCCACCACCCCUCUCCUCCUCCACUCCUCCCACCCCCUCCCUUUCCUUUCCCUCAAACCCAAGCCCGCCCUCAACCGCCGCUCCUUCAUAGCCCGCGCCGACGACGCCGACGCCGACGGAGGCGGCCCCGACGACUACGACAUGGACGACGACGAGCUCGAGGAGGUCGACAACAAGAAGGACUUCGACAUCGAGUACGACCCCCUCGCCGCCGCCGUCGCCGCUGCCAACGGCGAGGUCGAGAUCGCCAUGGUGCAGAGCAAGAGCUUCGUCUACACGCAGGGCUGGGACUCGGAGAUGGUGGUGGAUUAUCGGAUUAACGAGGACGAGUUUCACAAGAUUAGCUUGCUGGAUUGUGAUUUCUUUAUAAGGAAACCGCCGGACCCCGACAACGACGUCUUCGAUUUCAGGGAGAUGUAUGUUACUCCUCCGGAUACAGAUGUUUAUGCCAUUCCUAGGGUUUUAGCUCCAAUGCCUGACAAGUACAUUCGAUGUGCCAAGAGUGAAUAUGCCAGCUACAAUGUGACGGAACCGCCGAUUGAUGCUCCUAGAGACCCGUUGUACAAGACCGAGAGGGACAUUCUAAAGGUUUAUUUGACAAAGCACUACAGGAACCGGCGCUUGGGAGACCCUGAUUUUGUACUGGAUUUUGAAGAGAUUUAUGUAAUUGAUUCCAAGACAAAGUCUAUCAGCAGAGCAAAAGUUCUGGUCACUGUUCCAGGAGGAAGAACUAGAGAUAGAAAACAUGAUCUGCUUGUAAUACGUGACAAUGGCAACUCCUUCAGAAUAGUUCAUGGGAGUGAAAAAGAUGAUCCCACCACAGUGAUAGAGAGGGAAGAGUGGAAUAAGACCAGAAAGGACAUGGAGAGACAUCUUAGCAAGCUACGAGAUUUCCCGGUUUCAAAUUGGUUCUAGUUAACCGACCAAAUUUAAAGUUUAGAACAUGGAGAUUACAGAAUCUACAAGUCUAGUGAUGUUGAGGUUAGUUAAACUCGGUACCAGAAUGUCCUUGUGCUUGAUAUCUUGGAAGCACUUGAUGUGCUCACAAUUUUGUAAAGUAUGUGUAAAAGUAUUGAGCUGGUUCUGAAUAUCCAAGUUGUAAGCCAACUUGUCCUGAAUUUUCCAAUUGUGUUAAAACAUAGAAAAUCUUU
Messenger RNA from Argentina anserina (silverweed cinquefoil), 1252 nucleotides. Its product is annotated as PLASTID TRANSCRIPTIONALLY ACTIVE protein 6, chloroplastic. The record is from RefSeq and is a predicted model, not a curated record. Gene Ontology annotation, cellular component: plastid-encoded plastid RNA polymerase complex. The coding region runs from base 36 to 1016 and encodes 326 amino acids. Lineage: Eukaryota; Viridiplantae; Streptophyta; Magnoliopsida; Rosales; Rosaceae. The transcript is spliced from 6 exons.